This is a messenger RNA of Spathaspora passalidarum NRRL Y-27907, 3947 nucleotides long. RefSeq lists its product as uncharacterized. The transcript has a single exon. Bases 1 to 1041 code for a protein of 346 amino acids. NCBI's taxonomy places the organism in Eukaryota, Fungi, Ascomycota, Pichiomycetes, Serinales, Debaryomycetaceae. The record is from RefSeq and is a predicted model, not a curated record.
AUGAAAUCCUCAUAUCUCGCAAUAAUUGCUAUAUUGAAUCCAUCACUUGGUCUUUUGAUUCCCCGUGGACAUGUGAAGCCCCCCGUGGAGCCUGCUCCUUGUACUGAUUGUGCACCAGCACCACCACCUGCUCCUUGUAAUGAUUGUGCUCCAGCACCACCACCUGCUCCUUGCACUACUUGUGCUCCUCCUGCUACUACACCAUGUCCAACGCCAACAAUGUCAACUGUUCCUGAAACCCCCAAGAUGCCUGAAAUGUCUGAAACCCCCAAGAUGCCUGAAAUGCCUGAGAAACCCGAGAAACCUGAAAUGCCUAAGAAGCCAGAAAUUCCAAGUUUGCCAGAACUUCCAAAGAUUCCAGGCUUACCCGAUAUUGGGGAUUUACUAAAGAUUCCAGGCUUGCCCGGUGGUGGUGGUGAUAAGGGUGGAGAUGAAGGUGGAGACGAAGGUGGAGACGAAGGUGGUGAUAAAGGCGGUGAUGAAGGUGGUGAUAAAGGCGGUGACAAAGGUGGUGACAAAGGUGGUGAUGAAGGUGGUGACAAAGGCGGCGACGAAGGCGGUGAUGAAGGAGGUGACGAAGGUGGUGAUGAAGGUGGAGAAACUCCUGAAAUACCAAAAUUGCCAGAAUAUCCAAAGAUUCCAGGCUUACCCGAUAUUGGGGAUUUACUAAAGAUUCCAGGUGGUGGUGGAGGUGAUAAGGGUGGAGAUGAAGGUGGAGACGAAGGUGGUGAUGAAGGUGGUGAUGAAGGUGGUGAUGAGGGUGGAGGUGGAGGUGGAGCUCCUGAAUUACCAAAAUUGCCAGAAUUACCCAAGAUUCCAGGUUUGCCCGAUCUUGGUAAAUUGCCAAAGAUCCCAGGUUUGCCCGGUGGUGGAGGUGGUGGUUUGCCAGGAUUGCCUGGAUUACCAAAGAUUCCAGGUUUGCCCGGUGGUGGUGGUGGUUUGCCUGGCUUGCCUGGCUUGCCAGGUUUACCUGGGAUACCCGGGUUGCCAGGUUUACCAGGUUUGAAGAAACGUGAUGACAAAGAAAAUCAAGAAGCCUAAUGUAAAGAUCUUUAAGAUAAUGAAUCUAACUUGAGUGAAUAUGUUUCACCAGUUUUAUCAAGAUUCGUUGUCAACCACAAAACUAGAGUUUAUUAAUGUUGAAAGUUCUGUUUAUUAUUUCAUGUUUUAUGCUUUACGUGUAAAUUGUCUUUCUAUUUCGAGUUUCAUAAAUACCUUUAUAUGUUUAUACCAAUAAAUUAUGCUGAUCUCUAGUUUUUAUGGAUUGUUUAAUGAAAACCGAAGUAGGAAUUAAUUUGUGAUUGCUUACAAGUUCUACUUCUGUCUGCCAAAAUGAGAGGAGCUACCAAGUAUCCAAAAACUGAAGUAAUAAUCUAUAAACUAUGGUUAUUUAUCAGACAUAUUAACUACAUCUUCUAUAUAACGGCUUGAGCUUAUAUUUGCUGCCGGAUUAAGUUGGUUUGAUCUCCACAAACACCAAAAUACUCCAACUGGGGAAGUUUUGGCAAUUUCAAUCUCUCUAUGCUGAUUUUGUUAUUGUUGAAUUGCAAAUAUUUGCUACUGGAUGGGAUCAACCCAAACGGUAUUUUGCUGAGCAAGUUACCUUCUAAACUAAGUCUUUCGAGGGUAAAUGGGAAUUUCAUUUGUUCCAUUGAAACUAUAUGAUUCCUUUCCAUACUAAUUGAUUUCAAAUUAGGUAGGUGGGUAGCAAAAUCCAAACAAGGAUAAUGUUGGAUAUUUCCAGUAUGAUUUAGCUCUAGUUCUUGUAUUCCUUUUGGAAGAUGCGACAAAAAGUGAUUAUUAAAUGGAAUAUUGAUACCAUUGAGACGCAAUACCCUUGCCGAAUCAGGAAUAAACAACGAGCCAACAUCUUCCAAUGGAUUGUAGCUUAGAUCAAUAAAUCGUAACGUUGGUGGAAAUUUUAAUUUAUAUUGCUCAAUAUUAAAUUUAUUCAAAUUGUUGCCUGAUAAACUUAGCUUGCACAAAUUGUCACCAAAAUCAAUAUUUAUCAACUCACUAAGUUCGUUUUUAUCUAAUUUCAAAACUUGUAAAGUUUUGGGGAAUUGAUUCCCGUUAAUUGACAUUAAACCAUUUGAAAUCAUUGAAAGUGUUUUUAAUUUAUUCAAACAAAGAAUAUUUGUCAAAUCAUUGUUGUCAAUCUCGUUAUUGUCCAAUAUUAACUCUUCCAAGUUGGACGGUAAAUUUCCCAAAUCAUCAAGAUCAUCAAUUAGAUUGUCUGACAAAUUCAACUUUGUCAAGUUUUCACAUGUAUAGAAAAAAGAAUCAGGCAAACUUUUAAAAUAAUUUCCAUUCAAAAACAAUUCAAUUAGUGUUGCUGGUAAGCGAAUAUAGUCAACCCCAGUUAAUAAAUUCUUUGAUAAAGAAAGAGUUUGUAAUUUAUUUGGUAUUUCAAAGUUCCUAAAACUCUGAAUUCUGUUGUAUGGUAUUCGAAAUAUCUUGAGGUUGUUACUAAAUUUUACCUUGUUUGUUAUUUCUGUUACUGCAUUUAUAGAAGCAUCAAAAAUUCGUAAAUUUGGUGCAUCUUGGAAGUUAGGUCCUUCUAAACUGGUUAUAUUAUUGGCAGUAAUGAUGAAUUGUUCUAAUGUAGAAGGAAUAAUUAGUCCGCGCAAACUUGUGAUAUCAUUUCCAGUUAGAUGAAGGAUUUUCAAAUGAGGAGACAUUCCAUGGAAAUAAUUUACAAUGUUAAAAUCAUUAAAUCCAUUAUUCCAGAGAUAUAACUCUUGCAAUCUGUCUAACUGGAAAGGGUUUAAUCCAAUGGCCCAUUUUACCUUGUUUCGAUUGUAAAUUACAAUUUUGGUUGAUUUUCUGCUUAACAUCUCUAUUUUCUGCAUGAUUUUACUUUGAUUUAACAUUAAACUAGGUGUAGGCGCUGUAUCAUAAAUCAAAUGGAAGUUGACGGACUUUAUUCGAUCCUUGUAAAAAUUAUCAAAUGUAAGCAACUCCAAGAUCAUAAUGAAGUACUCGAUUUCUGCGUCUAAGUCGUCUACUUCGUGUGGUGGUGCUUCUUUCAUUCGAUCCCUAAACCUAAACAAUAGCGUUAUAUCCUUAGGGAAAACUGGUGAAUCCAAUUUGAAAUUAAAAUUGAUCAAUUUUCGCAUCAACUGAUAUCCUUCUUGGAAUCCGUGACAACCCAUAGAUUUUUCAUCUUCAUUAUUUGGAUAUACAAUUCUAAAAAACCCAACCCUCUCACUGUUUCUACUUCGGAUUAGAAGUGAUUUCUGGAAUAUGAAUCUGAACGCAACUAGUUGAACGUGCAGAAGUUGUAAUUGAUCCCAAUCACCUGCUCCUAGUAUCUUUUCAUAAACUACGUUAGCUGGCAAGAAUGAAAAUAUUAAUCUUAGUAAUUCUUCGGGAAAAGUGGAUAACUCUAUUAAGGACGAGAUGUCUUCGUUGUAAUUGCUUUGGGGUUCAUUUCUAUCCAUUUGCUAUAUUACAAAACAGAAUUAGUCUAACGACCAGGAAUCCUUUUUGCUGUAUGUUGAAAAUCAGCAAGAUUGCUUAAUCUUUGAUCCCCCUGCAACACCAUAUGGCUUUUGGUAGCCGUUUGAAAACAAACUGGGACUGGUGCACGACUUUUGUGUGCUACCAUGUUUCGGUGAAGAUAUCAGCAGUUAAUUUCAUGCGCUGGACAAGCCCUUUAGCUUUCAGAGCUUCUGCGGCAUCAGCUGGGAAAUCCUGUUCAAUGGUAAGUAGUCGUUCUCAAACGGUAGUUAUUAGUUAUUGUAUAGGUGGAGACAAGUGUAUUGUUUCUUGUAAAUGUUGUCUGAGGCAGCACUGCUAAGAAACAAAGUUUUUUUUUUCUCACUAACAAGAUCAAUUGCAUGCAGACAGUACCUACAUCUCUUCAUUUGUCAGCAACACAAGUAUGGUUCAUAAUAUACUUCCUUAUGAGGAAAUCAACUUUGUGGUUUGUUAACUGGGUUGUC